Molecule: messenger RNA, 963 nt
Organism: Pisolithus orientalis
Lineage: Eukaryota; Fungi; Basidiomycota; Agaricomycetes; Boletales; Pisolithaceae
Exons: 2
Coding region: 1-963 (320 amino acids)
Molecular function (GO): protein binding
Source: RefSeq, a predicted model, not a curated record
AUGUCAGACUCGCAAGAUUCCUCCUACGCAUCGCCGCCAUUUGAUCAUGAGAAGGCGGACGUGAUUUUGCGGUCAUCCGACAACGUAGAUUUUCGCGUCUUCAAGUUGUUCCUGUCCCUUGCAUCGCCAUUCUUUGAAACCCUCUUUGAUCUUCCCCAACCGUCAGAAGAGAUGAGUACGGAUGUGGAGAUCAAGGACGGACUACCUGUCAUCCCUGUCUCAGAGGACGGCAAGACCCUUGAGCCACUCCUCCGUUUCUGCUAUCCCUGCACUCUGGCAGACGAUCCCCCUCUGGAUGAUUUUAGAGACGUCAUAAACGUACUCGAAGCGGCCAAAAAGUAUUCCCUCGACGCAAUCGCGAGGACUAUAUGCAAAUCUCUGUUCCUCCCGAAGAUUUUGGAGAGAGAUUCACUUCGCUGCUUUGCGAUUGCAUGCCGCGCUCGUAUGCAAGACGAAUGCAUUCUCGCUGCCAAAUACUCGCUUCGGGAGCCUUUGAUUCCGACGUGGUUCGAGGAAAUCGAGCUGAUUACUUGUACUGAACUCCUUUCGUUAUUGACGUAUCAUAAAAAGUGCGGCGAUGCCGUUCAGGCAUUAAAGGCCGACUUCUCUUGGUUCACAGCGGCGUAUCCUCAGUGGACUGCCGCCCCAUGGAUGGUCGCAAUGGAGUCCAAUGGAAACAACUGUGCAUGCGCUCGGUCAACGUCGAAACGAUUUACGCCAGGCGGAUAUACAAGUGCUCAGUGGUGGGAGGCCUUCAUGGACUCCACCUUCCUGGACUUGCGCGACCGGCCUUGCGUAGAAACUAUCCGGGAAAAUGUCGAAAAGGCCAUACAAGCAGUCCGACAACGUAAUUGCCGUUACUGUUCUGCAGCGGCACCUGGAGGCAUGCGUGACUUCGGGGCACUCUUUAUUAACAAAGCCGAGGAAUUAAUCGCCAAGGUCGAGCCAGACCUGAAGUUUUGA